Empidonax traillii (willow flycatcher) is the source of this 6228-nucleotide messenger RNA. It is a transcript of the gene CRPPA, whose product is annotated as CDP-L-ribitol pyrophosphorylase A. Gene Ontology annotation, biological process: protein O-linked glycosylation via mannose; isoprenoid biosynthetic process. The coding region runs from base 2696 to 3736 and encodes 346 amino acids. The record is from RefSeq and is a predicted model, not a curated record. NCBI's taxonomy places the organism in Eukaryota, Metazoa, Chordata, Aves, Passeriformes, Tyrannidae. The transcript is spliced from 10 exons. Gene Ontology annotation, cellular component: cytosol. Gene Ontology annotation, molecular function: D-ribitol-5-phosphate cytidylyltransferase activity.
AACACACAGUACUUUUCUGCCUCAUUGUUUCCCUUCUGCUAGUAUUAAGGUCUUCCUAAGGCAGUUGUAAAGUGAUUAUAACUGGAGUUGUGUUUCAUCUGGUCAGACCUGAUUUUCCACUUCAGAACUACAGCCUAUGUUGUACGGAAGCGCUAGAGUUCUGUAUUGUUUAAGCAGAUUGGAAUACAGUAUUAUGAUCUUUUUCAUGCAUUGUGCUGAUUCUUGCUGAAACUUGUGUUAUCUUGAUCUAAUAUUGCAGUUAUAAAAUUGAAAUGGAUUUGACCAGGUCCUGAGCUGCUUAUUAUUUUAGCAUGAAAUCUUUCUGAAGACAAUGAUGUGACAAAUUGAGGGAGGAAAAAAAGAUUUAUUUACUGACAAAUUGAGUGUAUACUGAUAACUUUCUACUUCAUUAAAACAUUUUGCAACAUUUCCAUAAGCAGAUCUUUAAAAGAGCAAGCACUUGUGUGGUGCACUGUUCUUAUUCAUUAAAAUUCGUAGCAUAGUUUACUGGAUUAGUACUUUUCAUGAGUUUUGGUGGCACAAAACCUAAGCUCUUCUAGUACAUAAUCAGUCUAGAGGAUGACUUUAUACUCUCAUAUGAAUAGGUUACAUCCCUAAAUCCCAGCUCUCAUUGUAGAACAUGAGUCUGGAAUGAAUUUAAGGAGGACAUACUCAAGUUUACAAAUGUGUUUAUGCAGACACAGGGUGGAGCUGUGACCGCAUCCUGUCACUUUUUGGUAUAUUGUACCCCACUGGAGGCCUUGAGCCAUUCCUCCCACCCCGUGUAAUGAUUUAUCAUAGGCUGGCCAGUACUUGUGCUCUCUUCCCUUCUUUUCAGAAGAUGCUGUGUGCUACCCAGUUGCCUCAUAAUCUGCUUCAUUUUAACUCCAGAAAGGGAAAUUUUAGUGCUUUUCUUAUGCAGAGCUAGUGAAUGUGCACAAUGUCCACUGUUUCUGGGAACUGUGUAAGGCUAUAGUCAUUCUGCAAAUAGAAGUGUAGAGCUCUUGUUCUCAUUCAGUGUGAAAUACCUUUUCUUGAAUUUUGCUUUAUUUAAAUGACUGACUCUCCAUACUCAAAAGAACUGAGAUGAAUCCAGUUACUUUGCCCUAGUUCUAAGUCAUGCUGAGAUACUAAGUUUUGUGGCUGAAUGUAAGACUAUGCCAGAACUAAUUUCAGAGGUUUUAAAACCUUUUGAUGAACCUGUGGUGUGUGACAAGUUGAAAUGAAACUUGAAACCAUAUGGUUUCAGAUUUUACAUUUGAACAACUUCAGUACUUUAAAAGUGCUGAGAAUAUGUUGGUUUGGCUGUAUUUUCUGCCUUUGUUAAUAAUAAAAUGAAGAAGAAUUCUUUUGAAGAAUGCUAAUAGCACUUCUAUUUACUUGAUUUUUAAUAAUUAUUUUAAAAUUAAUUGAAAUAGUUUUCCAUGGAGUUUUAUCAAUUGCAAAAAAAAAAAAACAAACCCUAAGCAUACGUAAGGUAGAAGAUGCUCUGUUGUUUCUUAUAGUUCUGGAGGACUCAUUUGUAUCACAGAUGACUUUUCUUUUGGAGUAAGGAGAGUUUCUAGGCAAUGCCUUCUCAUGUGUUAUUGUAGAAACCAGUAUCUUCAGCCUGGGUAGUUCUGAACUGUAUAUUUCUUACACUUAUUUUUCUAAUAUUCUGGAAAUAUUUAGCACCUUUAUUCUUGUUUUGUCUGCAAAAUUAGUUUCAAUAGCUUUACUAGUUUUACUUGAGAGAGUAUAUAAUACUUGUCUCUCUCUAGUUGGAAAUGUAAGUUAUACAUAGGUAAUUUUAACAUAGCAAGUUUGGGGUUUUUUUUAAUCAUUUCUCAUCUGAUGAGUUUCUUGUCUGACAUGCUAAGAAACUCUUCUGCCAUCUGUGGAAACACUUUUUUUUUAAUGUUCUCUACAUAACAUUUAGAAAAUAAAACACUAAAAUAGAUUUGAAUUGUGAUGUUUCAAUUUUUUUUUUUUUUAAGCACAGUAUGCCACGUGUGACUUGAUUUUGUAUUCCUAGGUCUUUUAACACAAGUAUGACUUUAGCCUUGCUUCAAUUAUGACUGGUUUUAGUCUUGUGGUUUGUGGGUCAUUGUCCCCCCACACGUCCCCUCUAUUGUAGACCUAGGCAGAUAGCAACAGUAACAGCUUGAAGUUCUCUAAAAAUAUGCUUUUGAUGUUAUUGUUAUCUUACCUACCACAACUAUGUUUUUACAUUUUCCUGGCUUCCUAAAGCACUAGAGCAGAAACAUUUGUGUGUAUAUAUAUAUUUUUUUCAAACUACCAGUGUAAUAUUUCCUGUCAAUAUUCAAGUGUUACAGUAUCAUUAAUUCAUUAGGAAUCUGUCAAUUACUGCUUAUGACUGUCUUUAUAGUGAUCUUUGUUUCAGAAAUUUUCUUGAUCCUCUUAUUUUUUUGUACACAGUGUACUUCUUUGGAAUAUGGAGUAUUCCAGGUCCCAGGAUUUACUAAUUUAUUGGAAACUGAUUAACAAACUGUAACUGAUUGAUUUAGAAAUUCCAUUUGAAGUUAGGAAUGAGGCUGGAGUAAGAAAUGCUUUGAAGGCUUUUGGAAAGGUUAUCUGAAGGUACCCCUCUGCAAAGUGGCUGUUGGAAGCAAGUCCAUUCCCAGAACUCCAGUUUUAUUGGAUAAGUUGGAUAUCUGACAUUAUUGUGGUGGUCUCUCCUGAAAAUAUUGAAACAAUGAAGAGUAUCAUUGAAAAAUAUGGCCACAAAAGAGUUACAGUAGUAGAAGGUGGAAUAACUCGUCACCGGUCAAUUUUCAAUGGACUGAAAGUAUUUGCAGAGAAGGAAUUUUCCAACCAUCUGCUCCAGAAACCAGAAGUAGUGAUUAUCCAUGAUGCUGUGAGGCCAUUUGUAGAAGAAGAUAUCCUUUCAAAAGUGGUUAUGGCUGCUAAAGAACGUGGGGCAGCAGGAGCAAUUCGUCCUCUAGUUUCUACUGUUAUUGCCUCUUCUGCAGAUGGCUGUUUAGACCACUCACUGGAACGUGCCAGGUACAGAGCGAGUGAAAUGCCUCAAGCUUUCUUGUUUGAUAUAAUCUAUGAAGCAUAUCAACAGUGUACAGACUAUGACCUGGAUUAUGGAACUGAAUGUUUGCAUCUGGCUCUGAAAUACUGUAAAACAAAUGCCAAACUUGUUGAAGGAACAGCUGACCUCUGGAAGGUGACCUACAAGCGGGAUCUGUAUGCAGCUGAAUCGAUUAUUAAGGACAACCUUUCACAAGAAGUUUGUGUUAUUACUGAUGCAAAUGAAACUGUUGCACAAGUUGGUUUUCUCCUUCCUGAAUCUCUGAAAAGUCAAAUAAAAGUUGAAACUGUAUCAAUAUCUCAAAACAGAAAUGACAGCCAUUUACAAAGCAUCUUUUCAGGACAGUGCUACAAUUUUGUUUGUGUAAAUGAUAAAAAGUGUGCCAUUCAAGAAACCCAGCAAUUAGUGCAUAUGUUGGAAAAAUCAGAUAUUCCUCUCUUAUAUCCAGUUGUCCUUAUUUCGGUAUACCUGGAUAUAUCAGGAAAUAACUCUUUCAGCAUUGGGAUGGAAGAACUAACAAGCAUCAAGAAAUUUGCAAGGGAAACUAAAAAGAAAAACAUUUUAGUUUACGGUCUCCUUAUCCAGUAUAAGGACCCUUCGUUUCUUCAGGAGACAGUAAAUUCUGCUGCUGCUCUUAUCAUGGCAUUAAUAAAGGACAGAAACCCGGACCUGACUGGCCAGCUGUUGGUAGCAUAAGACAAUAAAUCAUGUGUAGCUUUUGGAAACAUUAGUUUUUCAUCAUCUAUUCACCAAAGGUCUUAAGUCAUUUUACCCUUUGAUUAAAACUAUAGAUUUAUGCCAUUCACUGUAAAAGUCCUUUAACAGCAUAUUUUUGAUACUUAAAAUGCAUGUCUGAUAUUAUGUAUAAAGUGUUAAUAGGAAAUACAAAUAAUUCUGAGAUACACUGGGUACAUACUGUGAGGAAUGAUACUGAAAUGUUUUUUAAGGUACUGAUCAUUUAACAAGGUGCACACGGGACACCAAAGCGUUCAUGCAGAAUUGUCUAUAAACGUGUGUGUGUGCGUGUGUUGUACUCUAGGACUGCACGACUUAAAUUUUAUUUAAGAUAAAUUAAUCCCAAAGCACAGCUCAUCUUCUUUAUAUGAAAUUAUUUAAAAAUUGCUGCUGUAAUAGCUAUCAUUGAAUGUAGAGUUAAUGAUAGACUGUAGCCUUCCUGACAUCAACAGAAACAGGUAUUACAAGAAGUGAGGGAAGGGUCAGGUCCCUGUCCUCUGUGAAAUGAAGGUACCCUCAAAUCAAAGACAAGACAUGCAUGGGGACAACAAGGUGCUAAACCCCAGUUUUCCAGAUGCAGCAUGCUCUGGCUGUAGCCUCCUUGGUGCUGUGCUUUUUCCUGUGCCCAUGGGCCAUCAUUUAGAACUAGCACCACUUAGUUACUGUUGUGCACAUACUCUGCUUUUGCACGUCUGUGUAUAUAUAUGCACGUAUGUGUGUAUGAAUGCUUAAAGGGUGAGAAAAGGGUUAGGACCGAAAAAAAUGUUCCAUUACCCAAUCUAUAGGUCAUGGAGAAAUAGGAAGGUUCUGUUAGCUCAGCUAUAACAAUUUUCAUCUCUUGCUGGUUAACAUAUGUUUGUAUUAAAUAGUGAAGAGACUAGGCCUUAUGAAUUCAAAUGUAUGCUCCAUGCAUAGGCAAGUGUGGACAGUUGGGAUAGGAAGAUGAAAUGGUGAAUGAUUAUUAUGUGGAGUAUCUCCAGGUGUCACAGCCAUUAAGAGCAAUACAAGAAGAGUUCCUAAAAACAUCUGUCCCUCCCUAUGCAGCAGACUCAGGAAUUCCAUCUAUCCUGCAGGUUGUGAAGGGGCUAGGUUAGGGUCUUACAUACCUGCUGUGAAUGGAAUACAGUCUUGGAGCAGUAUUCCCACCAGAAGUGUUCAGUAAGUCCCCAAUUCAAUCUGUCAUGAGUGAGAACACUGUCAGUUUACAAGUUUCCCUCUAAAAACAGCAUUCUUCCCCUUACUCCCACCAUGUUCCAUACCCUCUCAUGCUCUGCACUUGGUUCUCUUCCUCUUUCCCUUGACAUAACUAUCUAUAACUCCAGUUUAAAUCCCUUUCAAAAGCUGAUCUUGAUCACAAACUUCCUUCACUGCAUAAUAAAAUGAGUUUUUAGCUGAGGAUUCUAUAUCCAAAGCAGACAUUUUCUUCCACACAGAAGUCAUGCAAAGACAAGUAACAAAAUUCUUGUGCGUCAUCUGCUUUCUCUUUGCUUCUUUCUCCUCUCUACUUUGAUUAAUAAUUUGUCCUUUCUGAAAUUGCACAACAUAAACAUUCAUAUUAGCUUUUUGUGUGACUAUACAAUAGACAUAUUUUGUUCAUUCACAUCUGUUCAUAUGCAGAGUAUGCAAAUAAAUGAAGAACUAAAGAAUUUAUUACUAGUAUUCAUAAUUUAACAGGACAGCUUUCACAAAUAAGUUUUCUGAAUUUGCUUUUAUAUUAAUAAAUUUGAUGAAGGAAUUCGUCUCACAGGCUUUUAAAAGACAUGCUGAAAGAUGUCUCUUUGAGUGUACUUUGUGAUUCUUCUUUGCUUGAAGACUAAAAUACAAUGUGAUGUGUUUUCCCCAAUUAAUAAGCAAGUGAAUGUAGAACAUCCUUCAUGUUUUCUAGCCACUCUAUUUAUACAUCAUGAUAUUGCCUUAAUGUCGGUUUGUGUGUAACAUCAUUUGCUUAAACAGAACUUUUUAUUUUUUAGGGUUGUUUUACUUACAUCAUUCUCCCAAAAGGGUUUCAAUCCAAUUAAAAAUGAUACUGCAAUGAAUUGCUGCAAUGAAAAAAUAUAAGCUGUUUACGGAGUUAUUUUUAAAAGAAAACAGAUAAUGCACAAGAAAAAGUAAAUUCUGGGUCAUCAAAUAUACUUAGUACUAAUCUUAAAAGGAAGAUAGUAAGACUAAUUGCUAAUGAGCUGUUAAUCAUUGCAUUAUGGAUUUUUUAAUCUUUAACAAUCUUUUCAAAUAAUCUGCAAACACUGAAAAAUCUAUUUUGCUGGAAGCAAAUACACCAACAACAGAACUACUAAAACAGAUCACGAAAUACCAGAACUGCAGUAAAAAAACAAAACAAAACAAAGAGAAACUGGACUGUGAUUAAUGCUAUUGUGUAUCCAAACCAAAUUGAAAUGGUCUUUUGGGUGAUGGUUAGUUCUUACAAUGGGAAUAAAAAUAUAAAAUGAAAUUAA